Molecule: messenger RNA, 1029 nt
Organism: Anoplopoma fimbria (sablefish)
Lineage: Eukaryota; Metazoa; Chordata; Actinopteri; Perciformes; Anoplopomatidae
Gene: ptger1c
Product: prostaglandin E receptor 1c (subtype EP1)
Exons: 3
Coding region: 1-1029 (342 amino acids)
Biological process (GO): adenylate cyclase-activating G protein-coupled receptor signaling pathway; inflammatory response; positive regulation of cytosolic calcium ion concentration
Cellular component (GO): plasma membrane
Molecular function (GO): thromboxane receptor activity; prostaglandin E receptor activity
Source: RefSeq, a predicted model, not a curated record
AUGCACCAGAACCUGAGGAUCAACUCCUCCGAGCAGCCCAGUCCCUGGCCGAACAACAGCACCUGGCCACCUGUCAAAUCUUCAAAUUUGGGGAUGUCCUGCUUCACUAUGACAUUUGGCGCCAUCUCCAACCUCACGGCUCUGGCCAUCCUAGCUAAGUCCCGCCUGCGAUUCCGCCGCCAAUCCAAAGCACCGUUUCUGCUGCUGACGGUUGCGUUGCUUUUGGCCGACCUUGCAGGUCAUGUGAUCCCAGGGGCAUUUGCUUUGUAUCUGCAUGUAGAUCAUAGGUAUAAAACGCAGGCUGGGAAGCCCACCAAAGAAUUCUGUCAGAUUUUUGGGGCAAGUAUGGUGUUUUUUGGCUUGUGCUCUUUGCUGCUGGGUUGUGCCAUGGCAGUGGAGCGCUGCGUGGCCAUCACUCAGCCCUUUUUCCACGCAGCUAUGAUCACAUUGGGUCACGUGUGGCGAGUUGUGUUAUUUCUGUCUUCUGCUGCACUUGUGCUGGCAGUUCUACCUUUAUUUUCUGUGGGAAGUUACACUACCCAAUUUCCUGGGACUUGGUGUUUCUUACCUAUCCAUGAUCCACAGUCUACAGCUGACACCAACCUGGCUCUGGCCUUCUCCUGUCUGGGCCUCACUGCACUCACUUUUUCCCUCCUCUGCAACAUCCUGAGUGGUCUGGCGUUGCUGCGGGCCAGAUGGAAGUCCCACAACGUUAAUGCAAAAUCAGCAGCUCGCUCCACUCGUCGUACUUCGUCCACUUCUUCCUCCUUGUUUUGUUCAUUGGAUGUGGAGAUGAUGGCACAACUGGCAGUGCUCACUGUGGUUUCCUGUGUAUGCUGGAGCCCCUUUCUUAUCCAUAUUCUUGUGCUGCAGUUCAACCAAAGAACUUCAACCCAAGAGAAAGAUGGGUUCAUUCUCCUGGGUUUACGCAUGGCCUCCUGGAAUCAGAUACUGGACCCUUGGGUUUACAUUUUACUGAGGAAGGCAGUUAUUUUCAGAGUCUCGGUCACUUUCGCCUUUCGGACAUAA